GCGGGUGCCAGCAUGGCGGAGUCCCAGGUGCUCCUGCUGGACGAGUCUCACGUCAACGAGAAGGUGACGGAAGCCCAAGCCCGUUUCUACUACAGCGAGGAGCAGCGCCGGGCGCUGGAAACCCUGGUGACCCGGGGAGAAGCUGCCUACAGGGAUGCGCUGAGGAAGGACCAGCUACGGGACUUUCUCUCCAGCCAGGAGCUCCAGGCUCUACGGGGGAGCUGGAGGGGAUACGAUGACCCCCAGGAGAGCAGGAAGGUGGUGCGAGGUCCCGGUGGCGAGACCCUCUCGCUUGCCUACUGGCCAGAGUGCUCGGACACGGAGGUGCCACCGUUGGACUUGGGUUGGACGGACAAGACGUUCUACCGGGGCAUCAGCCGGGUGGCCCUCUUCACGCACCCUCGCAAGGAGGAGAGCGCGCCCCACCUGAAGGAGGUGGUGCGGGAGAUGAUCCAGCAGGCGCAGAAGAUUAUUGCAGUGGUCAUGGAUGUAUUUACAGACCGGGAUAUCUUCCGUGAUAUUGUUGAUGCAGCAUAUAAACGCUGGAUUCCAGUGUAUAUAAUCCUGGAUGAGGAAGGUGUGAAGCUCUUCCUGGAAAUGUGCAGAUGCCUUGACCUCAGUGACCUGCAGAUCCGGAAUAUCCGCAUACGUUCUGUGACAGGAGUUGGGUUCUACAUGCCAGCAGGGAAGAUCAGAGGCACACUGGCAUCCCGAUUCCUGAUGGUGGAUGGUGAAAAGGUGGCCACUGGAUCAUACAGCUUCACAUGGAGUUCAUCCCACAUUGAUAGAAACAUCCUGCUAGUCUUGACAGGACAGCACGUGGAGAUGUUUGACAUCGAAUUUCGUGAGCUCUAUGCCAUCUCAGAGGAAGUUAAUAUCUACAAGGAACUGGGGAUUGCUAACCCAUUCCAUCUCGGAAUUGGGAAGCCAGGCCUUCGUUCUUCCACUGUGGCUCGGAAGUUCAUUAACCCCAAGUAUGGUUUAGUGGCGGGGGCAACCCGUGGUGAUAUGAUGCUCUGGGCUUCACGACACAGACAGGAUAAUCAGGGGAUCAUGGAAAAGGAGGAAAGCAGUGAGUCGAAGAAACGGUUAAAUCAGUUCCUGAAUGACUUAGUCACAUUGGAGCAAGAGUUCCCAGAAAUUGAGCCACCUCUGGAGAACUUCAACAAGCUGAAUCGGAGCCCUCAGAAACUGUUCUCCCGGCUCCAUAUGGAUCUGAGAAAUAAAUCCAAAUCCAGAGAGUCUAUUCGUGACCUGAAGAAAGAAGAUGCACAGGCCAAUUCAAAACAAGGAAAACGAUUUGCUAGUGGGCUUUUCAGUCGCAAGGCCAAACGGUCUCCAGGCUCAAGCAUUGAGGCCAAUUCUUUUGCCAGUGAAGGACAUUCGGGAGAAGACCUUGGGAACAUGAAACUGGAAUGUGAGCAGCUCAGCAUCGGCCAUGCCAGUGUUCGGAGCACUGAAGGCAUCUCAGGUAACAUGGGUCCAAACUCCACUACGAGCGAUAAAAACAAACAAUCUGCCUGUGUGUUAUCUUGAUUGGGAAGGACUGUCUGGAGAACUGAAGACUGAACAAGAUGGAACAGUAACCUCUUGAUUGAUUUUGAAUCUACAGCCAUAUCCUCACACAGUGGUCUGUCAAGCCACUGUAUGGUCCUGGAUGUCCCUGGCACACCCUGUUAAAGCACAUUUACUGGGGGAAGCAUAGACUUUGUAUGGUCGGUCCCUUAAAUGAGGGUUCGUGAUGAAUGUAUCAGUCCAUAUAUCUGUGUGCAUGCAUAUUUUAUAUAUAAAACCAACUGUGAUGACUGGUCUCAGAGCUCGCUCUGUGUCCAGAUAAAUCCAGGAGAUUUUCUGACUUACUUGUGCUGCUACUUCAGUCUGUCUAGCUACAGACUCAGAAUCACUGUGUUGCAUUGUUUACUCUACUGCACUGCAGAAAUGUAUCGGUCUGACUGGCUGGAAGGCUAAAUCCAAUCAAAGUGGCAAGUUCUGGGUGAAAUAAGGAUUUAUACCGAAUGCGUAGCAAUCCUUUGUCCACAAGGAGUCUUCCUGUAGAUUUCUGUCCUCACUUAUCCACACAGAAAUGAGUGGUCUGGGAGAAGGGUUUAGCUAGCAGAAGCCUACAGAUUAGUAUCUUAACUGUUUCGUGUCAUAAAUAUAGCAGUCGAACAAAAUGAUUUAGCAAGAAAGUCGUAAGGAGAAUAAACAGAAUAUAGAGGGAUGUUUAACCUGCAUUUGUGACUGGGUCAGAAGAAGUGCCUUAUAAGGGGAACUGAAUAGUAUCUGGGAGCAAUAAUGCAGCCUUCGGUGGCUCUUACAAAUCCUGUUUGUUGCUAAUUCAGCAAUAUUUUACCAUUCAUGGAAACUGCAUGAUUAAGGACUGAAUAUUUAAGGGUUGAAAGAGGCAGCAGAGGAGGCAUACAAGCUUUUCAAAUGUACCUUUUUUUAUUUUUAAGUUAACCUUUCCAAACUCUAAAUCAUGCCAAAAUCGAGAGCUUUGAUCCAUAAGAAGCACUGUAUGCAAUCAGACCAAAGGCCACCUAAUCUGGUCUCUUGUCUCUAAGGAUAGGCAGUAACAGGUGAUCACAGAAGCAUAAAAUAUAAAGCUUGUAUACAGAAAUCUUUCUCUGAUACUGUUCUAGGAGUCUAUGAACUUUUUGAACUAGCAGUUCCUUCUGGACCUGGCCCUAAUGAAUGCAUUUAGUCCAUUUUUAAAAAUCCUUUUCUGCUUUUGGCCUCCACAGCGUUCCGUGGCAAUGAACCCAGAGUUCAUUGUGUGGUGUGAAAAAGAACUGUUGUCAAGCUGUUUGAAUAGGGUUUUUAAUUAUUUCAUUGAGGGAUCCUAAUUCUUCCACUGUCAGAUGUAGUGAUGAUCACCCCUGUUCCUUGUCUCCUUGCCACUACAGACCUAUAUCAUAUAUGUCCUCAGUCAUUGCUUUUUCCAAGUUGCAGGUUUGUGGUAUACAUAACCACUCAUUAUAUGGGACCUGUUUUACACCUCUGUUCUUUUGUUCACUGUCCCUUUUCCACUUCUACCCACUAAUAGAGUGGAGAAGUGACUUGCUUUUGUUUCUUCAUUGUGUGGAUUGAUGUUUCACUGUUCUUUCGUGCCAUCUAAAUUACAUACUCUGCUGUCUUAAAUAAGCCUUCUUGUGAUUCUAAGGAAAAGAAGUCCGAACUGUGAGCAGACACCUGAAAACGAACAUACCUACUUGCAAAAAAAAAUAUUCAGAUGUCAGUAAAACACAGGUUUAGAUUUCUUUCUUUUUGUUUAGAGAAGCCAUUAGAGAAACAAGGAAUUAACAGCAAAGACAACUGCUGCACUCCCAACACAGAACAAACUGUUGCGAAGACUCUUCUUCAACAGUUGCAGUAGUGGUUGUUACACUGAAACAGCUGUCUGUAGUUGAUGAUAACGUGCAGUUGAUUGAUUGAUUGAUUGAUUGAUUAUUAACUGCCUUCCCUGGAAAUGUAUUUAACUUGCUUGGCAAGCAAGUCUGUUUUACUCUGAGUUUACACGGUAGAAUGCCUCGAGACCCUAAAAUAUCAAAGGUAUUGUGCUGUCUGUUAAACAUACUCAUCCUCAGCCGGUGGGUUAAAUGUUUGCUAUUCUAUAUAGCUAUUCCAUAUAGCCUUCUGGGAACAAGCUGUAGUUUUGCAGCUGGGUCUGUCAGCUCCUAUUAUCAGCAGUGUUUUAUAAAAUUGUUCCUGGUAAUGGGAGAGAAGAGGUGGUGGAAAUGACACCAUCACUUAGAGAUAGAAGUGACUUAAUACAUGAGUAAUCCUGUUGGCUCCAGGUGUACAGCUCAUGUGCCAAAAGCUGCUCGCUGCAUGUCUGUAGUAUGGUCUGAAAUGGCUUGAUUUUGCCAUACUUCUGUUAUUCUCCAGGUCUUUGGGAGAUUUUUUUUUUUCUCUCCUUGUAUUUAUUUCACUUGGUUAGCAGAGAUCAGAGAUAAAAUUAUCAGGCCAGCACUGUUCUGAUUUUUGUUCUGAUAAGAACAUUGUCAUCUGGUGCUUCCUUGUUCUCCCAGACUUGUAAAAUAUUUAUUUAUUUUUAAAUUGUGCAAUAGGUGCAUUAACUAAUUAGUACCUUGCUGAUACCUAUGGUCAGGUUUUCCAGGAAGUCCUUUAUGUCUUUGUUUUUAUGUCUUUGUUGCUUCAUUGUGGGUAGAGUGACUUCACAGAUAGUCUGAGAGGCUGAUUUCACUUGCUCUUCCUCUCCUUCUGUACUUACUUAUUAACGUGCUUUACUUUCUCUUUCCUCUGAUGGAUGCAAGAGCACUUUUCUUUAACCUUGUCAACCUGACUAGAUCUCCUUUCUAGAGAAAGUCUCUCAUCUGUUUGUCUGUUCUUUUUUGUUGCCACACCAGUUCCUGAAAAGUAGCGUUCACUAGUUUUUAAAUUCCUUCCCCUGUUACAGAAGUCAGUCUCAUGCCUUGACUCCAGGGGCUAGUAGAAUUCCUUAUGCAUAUCACACAGUAUUUAAUUACUUAAUUUGAGAGAGCAAACUUGCUUUCUUGCAUAAUAUGAAUCUGUUUCUUAAACUCAGCAUGAUUCUAGGGGGAGGCACGUAGCCUUGCUGAUCCAGAGUGGAUAUUUCAGACUCAGGUGAAACUUCUUCUUCCCUGAGGAUAAGAUCAGCUGAACUUGGACUAUUUGGCUGCUCUUAUGGCAAUAGAUCUGAGUCAGGAUGAGGUGACCACAUUUAUUUUCACUAGUUUUGCUAAUUGUGGUUCUUGAUGAGCGAUAUAAACCUGAGGCUGUAACCUAUGAAAUGUAUCUCUCUCACUCUCCAGAUAAAAUGUGGUUGAUGGUGAUGGGGAGGGCAGAGGGUCAAGGAGCAAUGGUUAUGAAUUCUGUUGGAAGUCUGCUAGCAGAGGCUGGAAGUACAGCAGUACCUAUGGCAGUCUUCAAAUAAGCUAUCAUUUGGUCCUACCCCAAGAUGCCACCCCUUGCAACCAAAUCACUAACCUCUCAAGGGGAUGGGAAAGCUGGGAGACACUUGUUGCUCUGUUGGUAUUUUAAAGAACAAGAUUAGUUCUCUUUGGUGUCUGUGUCCUGACCCUGGACCAUCUCACAAGGAUGCCUGUUCUCCAGAUCUUGUUUACUCUUUGGCUUGUCAGUCCAGGUUUGAUGAUCUGUAUGGCAUACCAUGGGGCCUACACUUACAGUCCUCGUUUUGGACAGAGUAAUGAAGCUGAGGCUCGCAGCUCUUUCUUUCUGGUGUGAAACAGUGAGCAGUUCUGAAUUAGACUCUUGGCUGACCAUGUGCCUUCUGGGUUUCUUUUGGUAUAUGUUUGUGUAUUUAAUGUCUAUAUGUCCAGUGAAUUAUGCU
Messenger RNA from Cuculus canorus (common cuckoo), 5335 nucleotides. RefSeq names its product family with sequence similarity 83 member F (gene SACK1F). The transcript has 5 exons. Lineage: Eukaryota; Metazoa; Chordata; Aves; Cuculiformes; Cuculidae. The record is from RefSeq and is a predicted model, not a curated record. Bases 13 to 1536 code for a protein of 507 amino acids.